Molecule: messenger RNA, 3261 nt
Organism: Melozone crissalis (California towhee)
Lineage: Eukaryota; Metazoa; Chordata; Aves; Passeriformes; Passerellidae
Gene: TMPRSS15
Product: transmembrane serine protease 15
Exons: 28
Coding region: 1-3261 (1086 amino acids)
Biological process (GO): proteolysis
Cellular component (GO): membrane
Molecular function (GO): serine-type endopeptidase activity; protein binding
Source: RefSeq, a predicted model, not a curated record
AUGAAGCUGAAAAAACCAUCUGAUGUGAAAUAUGUUUCUCCUAGUAGCUAUGAGAUUUUCUUUGCUUCUCUGCUUGCAAUUUUUGUGUGUGUUUGUGUUGGACUGAUUGUACUUUCUUGGUUAUCAAUCCAGGAGUUGGAACGAGUUGAAUCAGAGGGAAUUACUCAUAGCUAUACGGGAAUAUUAAAAAUAGUCUCUGGCACGUCUUUCACUUCAACCUUACAAAACAGUUCCUCAGCUGAUUUCAAAGUCCUUGCCUUUGAUGUCGAAAAAUUGAUACAAGAUAUCUUUCACAAAAGUGAUCUGAAACACAAGUUUGAGAGAUGUGAAAUCUCCCAAUUCAGGAAAUCGGAAGAUGGCCAUGGCAGAUUGACAUCAGAGACCAGUGUGGUUGUGAUCCUCACCCUUUAUUUUACCCGGAUGGCAACAGCUGAGAAAAUAAAAAAUGAGCUGGUUUUGGGUGUCACUGCAAAUAACCCUACCGAGACUUUGAAAAUUGAUGUGAACAGCAUACAAAUCACAGUAGCUGCUGAAAAUCCUACUACAACAACACCUUUAACCUCAUCAGAUCCCACGAGUUUCAUUGCAAGUUCCCUGACACCAACUCCAGGUGAGAACUUUACAGGGGAAGACAAGAAAGAAUUGCUCCUCUUUUGGUGCUCCCAGAGAGCAAGAAGUAGAGUUCUAACCUUGGGUUGUGUUUGUUCAGGUUCAGGACAACUCACCACAAUCAAGCCCUCAACAACAGUGGCUGAGUGUUUGCUGCCUGCUGAACUCUGUGCUGAUGGUGCAACCUGUAUUAGUGAAGAAUUCUUUUGUGAUGGAGUCUUGAACUGCCCAGAUGGUUCAGAUGAAUCUGAAAAUAGAUGUGCUGCAGUUUGUGAUGGACAAUUCAUGUUGACUGGCUCCUCUGGGUUUUUUCACUCUAUGAAUUAUCCAAAGCCAUAUAAUGAAAACAUUGUUUGCAAAUGGAUAGUAGUGGUGCCUCAAGGGUUGUCCAUUAAACUGAACUUCACUUCUUUUGAAACACAACCAUAUGCAGACGAGCUGAGUAUUUUUGAAGGAUUAGGACAAAACAAAGUUUUAAGAGCUUCUCUGUCAGGGACCAAUCCUGAAACAAUUUACAUUUUUUCUCAUGAGGCUACAGCACUGUUUAUGUCUGAUUAUGCAGAGAAUUAUAAUGGCUUUAAUGCAACAUACACUGUAUUUAAUGCAAGUGAACUAAACAAUUAUGAGAAAAUCAAUUGCACUUUUGAAGAUGGCUUUUGUUUCUGGAUACAAGAUUUGGAUGAUGAUUCAGACUGGGAGAGAGUUCAGGGUCCCACCUUUCCCUUGAUGAGUGGUCCUGAAUUUGAUCAUACAUUUGGCAACUUGUCAGGAUUUUAUAUUUCAACACCCAUUGGACUUGGAUUCAUAGAAGAGCGGGUCCGGAUUCUGAGCUUGACUUUGGUCCCUUCAGACAUCUAUUGUCUAAGCUUCUGGUAUUUCAUGUAUGGGGAUAAUGUUUACCGUUUAAGAGUCAGCAUAAGCAACGAGCGUGGUCAGGAAAAGAUAAUUUUCGAGAAAGAAGGAAACUAUGGAAACAACUGGAAUUAUGGACAAGUAACUUUAAAUGAAACAUCUGAUUUUAAGGUUAUUUUUGAUGCCUUUAAAAGGCGUGGUCCCAGUGACAUUGCCCUGGACGACACUGGCCUGACAAAGGGAAAGUGCAACGAAGACAAUUAUGUAGAGCCAACUGUGAGGCCAACUACUGCCACCACCCCGUUGGCUCCCACUGACUGUGGAGGGCCGGUUGAACUCUGGGAGCCAAACAGUACAUUCAGCUCUGCAAACUUUCCAAACAAUUACCCUAAUUUAGCUUCUUGUGUGUGGUACUUGAAUGCUGAAAAUGGAAAAAACAUCCAGCUUCACUUUCAGGUCUUUGAUCUGGAAAAUAUUUAUGAUGUGGUUGAAAUCAGAGAUGGCAGAGGACCAGAUUCUUUACUUUUGGCUGUCUACACAGAGAGAGGCCCUCUGCCAGAUGUCUUCUCUACAACAAACCAGAUGACAGUGAUCCUCCGGACAGACAAGUCUUCAACUGGGAAGGGAUUUCUUGCAAACUUCACCACUGGCUACCAUCUGAGGGCUUGCACAGUUGAUGAGCACCAGUGUGGUAGUGGGAAAUGCAUCCCAUUGCACAACCUGUGUGACAACGUCCCUCAGUGUGAAGAUGGCUCUGACGAAGCAAAAUGCAUGAGAUUGCUCAAUGGCUCUCAGAGCACCGAAGGGCUGGUACAGGCCAGGGUUGGGGAGUCGUGGCACCUGGCAUGUGCAGAGGAUUGGAGUGGAGAGAUUUCAGACAGUGUUUGCCAGCUGCUGGGGUUGGGGCAUGCAAAUAUGUCAUCACCUGUAUUAUUCACUGGAGAUGGCCCAUUUGUCACCAUCACCAAAGGAGGUAACCACGGCCUAAUUUUCACAAAAAGAGAACACUGUCGGGACAACCUGGUGGUUCAUCUGCAAUGUAACGUUCAAUCUUGUGGAAAAAACCUGGUAACUCAGAAUAAUGGAACAAGAAUUGUAGGUGGAAAUGAUGCCAGAAGAGAGGCUUGGCCCUGGAUAGUUUCACUCCAUUUUAAUUUCCAACCCGUUUGUGGAGCUUCCCUUGUCAGUGACCAGUGGCUGGUGACAGCAGCACACUGUGUCUAUGGGAGGCAGCUGAAGCCGUUCCAUUGGCAAGCAGCUCUUGGCUUGUACAGCCAGUCAGACCUGGCAAAGCCUCCAGCAGUGGUUCAGAACAUUGACAGAAUAAUUAUAAAUCCUCAUUACAUGAAGCAAACAAAAGACAGUGAUAUUGCUCUGAUGCACCUUCAACACAAAGUGCAGUAUACAGAUUACAUCCAACCUAUCUGCCUACCAGAUAAAAACCAACAGUUUCCACCAGGAAUUAACUGCUCCAUUGCUGGCUGGGGGGCUAUUCUCAAUGAUGGUCCCUCUUCAAAUAUAUUGCAAGAAGCAGAGGUCCCUCUCCUUUCUAAUGAAAAAUGCCAGCAAUGGAUGCCAAAAUAUAAUAUUACUGAGAAUAUGCUCUGUGCAGGAUAUGACAUGGGAGGAAUAGAUUCCUGCCAGGGGGAUUCAGGUGGCCCUCUGACAUUUGAAGAUGGGGACAAGUGGUUUUUGGUUGGUGUGACAUCAUUUGGGGAAGGGUGUGCCAUUCCCCAGCGACCAGGAGUGUACGCUCGAGUCACCAUGUUUGUGGACUGGAUCAAAACCAUCAUCUAUUAG